Messenger RNA from Hyaloscypha bicolor E, 2451 nucleotides. RefSeq names its product P-loop containing nucleoside triphosphate hydrolase protein. The transcript has 3 exons. Gene Ontology annotation, molecular function: GTPase activity; GTP binding; translation elongation factor activity. The coding region runs from base 251 to 2158 and encodes 635 amino acids. Lineage: Eukaryota; Fungi; Ascomycota; Leotiomycetes; Helotiales; Hyaloscyphaceae. Gene Ontology annotation, biological process: translational elongation. The record is from RefSeq and is a predicted model, not a curated record.
GACUCAAGUUCGAUGAAUCACGACUCCUUAUCGAUAAAGCUUCCCCAGACCGAAGGAGUCAUCACUUCUUUAUAAACGAUGCCCCCCCUCCAAACACCUCCACAUCAUCCAAUACACUCCGAACAAUGCAGAUACAAUAACAAUUCACUCUACACUAAAUUGAAAUCAUAGAAUCAGACCAAAUGAUCCUACGAAUACACUAAAGAGCCAUCCCACCCCACGCCUUGCCAAGCCGUCAACUGCCUCAAUUAUGGCAACGAAAGGCAAACAGCUCCCUCAUGAGCGGCGGAAAGGCGAAUCCGCAUUGAGCGAAUUCGCCGACUACGUCGAGAAGCAGCAAGCACUGCGCUACCCCUCCACGGCCACAGCCUCAACCUCCACCUCCGCGGUCAAUGAGCACGCCGAGCUCGACGACAUCCUCAAUGGCCUCAACCUUGCAGACACCUCCCCUUCCGUCCGUCUAAAAGAGCUCCUGCUCACGCACAACGAUGAUACAUUUUCCAAACUCGUCAAACUCCUCGAAGCCAGGGUAGAAGAGGGACAUGGCGAGACGGUAUUUGAGAUUGGGUUUGAGAAUAAUGGUGAUUCGAUGGGAUUGAGUAAAGAUGAGUGGGAUGUGGCGUUAAAGAGGCUGAGGGAGGCGGCGGGGAAAGUCAGGGCUGAUUGUCAGGUGCUGUUGACGAAGCAUGUUGGUGGGGAAGAGGAGGCAGAGAGCGCAGCAAGUGAGAAAGAGAAAGAUUGUAGUGGGAAAGUGCUGGUGAGACAGCAUCCUGCUACGGUCGAGGAAGUCAUUGAGACGCGCAUUGCGGUCGUGGGGAAUGUGGACGCAGGGAAAUCCACCAUGCUCGGUGUCCUUGUGAAAGGCGGAUUGGAUGAUGGGAGAGGGAAGGCGAGAGUCAACCUCUUUCGGCAUAAACAUGAAAUUGAGAGUGGACGGACCAGUUCCGUUGGGAUGGAGAUUAUGGGAUUUGAUACUAUGGGGAAAGUGGUUGCUGCAGAAGUUCCAGGACGGAAACUGUCAUGGGAGGAGAUUGGGAAACGCUCCGCGAAAGUCAUCACGUUCACGGAUUUGGCUGGACACGAACGUUACCUUCGUACUACUGUCUUCGGUCUGCUUUCUUCCAGCCCAAAUUACUGUUUGCUGAUGGUAGCUGCGAAUAACGGGCUGAUCGGAAUGAGCAAAGAGCAUCUGGGGAUUGCAUUGGCACUCAAUGUCCCAGUCAUGGUCGUCAUCACUAAAAUCGAUAUCUGUCCACCACAGAUUCUCGAGCAAACCAUCCAGCAAAUCACCCGAAUCCUCAAAUCUCCAGGCGCUCGCAAAAUCCCAAUCUUCAUCAAGAACAAAGAAGAAUGCAUCAACACCGCCACUCAAUUCGUCUCCCAGCGAAUCUGCCCAAUCUUCCAAGUCUCCAACGUCACAGGAGAAUCACUCGAUCUCGUCCGUUCUUUCUUGAACAUCCUCCCUCAUCACGGACACUAUGAUGCAGAAGCCCCUUUCGAGUUCCAUGUCAACGACACCUUCUCCGUCCCUUUCGUCGGGACCGUCGUGUCUGGAAUCGUCAAAAGCGGAGUCAUCCACGCCAGUGACACUGUGCUCAUCGGACCAGACUCCCUCGGCCAAUUCACAACCACGACAAUCCGAUCCAUCGAGCGGAAACGGAUAUCUGUUCCUGCUGCAUCGGCGGGACAAUCUGCAUCUUUCGCGCUUAGGCGAGUGAGAAGAAAGGAUGUACGGAAAGGAAUGGUCGUGCUGCCAAAGCUCGAACAGAACGCACCAAAAGUGUACCGCGAGUUUGUUGCUGAGGUGCUAAUCCUCUCCCAUGCAACAACCAUAAAAACCAAAUACCAAGCCAUGCUCCACGUCGGGCCCGUCUCCCAAACUUGCGCCAUAAUCGAUAUCGACCGCUCCUAUAUCCGCACAGGCGACAGAGCAACGGUCGCGUUCCGCUUCGUCCAGAGACCGGAAUACCUUGCUCCUGGUGAUCGAUUACUCUUUCGAGAGGGACGGACGAAAGGACUGGGCAUUGUGAAGAGUGUGGGGUAUGAUGCGAGUAAGCCGUUGAACCCGGAGAAUAAGAAGGAGGGGGAGAGUGUGGAGGGGAAGGGGAAGGGGAAGGGGAAGGAUGUUGAGGGGAACGGCGAGGUUAGGAAGGGUUAGUUGAGUUGAGAGAUUGGUGUUUGUUUUAUUUUGGGUUGGGCCAGGAAUGGGGUGCAUUGCGGUGCUGGGGUGGUGUCGAGGUGGGAACAAUUGUACUUCUGGGUUCAUACUUGCCUUACUGGACUGCAUUUCGCUCCCUGGAGUUUGGCGUCUUUCUUUGGCAGAGAAUAAUACACCUUCAUUUGAUACACCCUUCAAUCGGACGCCUCAUUCCACCCGUUUCCGAAGUUAUGACAGAUAGCAAAACGACAUACAAAUGAAUACCAAUACCAAAACUUCAUCUCUUUCCAACG